Messenger RNA from Acanthisitta chloris (rifleman), 5576 nucleotides. RefSeq names its product NEDD4 binding protein 2 (gene N4BP2). NCBI's taxonomy places the organism in Eukaryota, Metazoa, Chordata, Aves, Passeriformes, Acanthisittidae. The transcript is spliced from 16 exons. Gene Ontology annotation, molecular function: ubiquitin binding. Bases 1 to 5364 code for a protein of 1787 amino acids. The record is from RefSeq and is a predicted model, not a curated record.
AUGCCACGGAGAAGAAAAACUGGUGGAAGUCCUUCUCAGAAGAAUGGCAAUUCUGACAGAAUUGCUGUUGCUGUGUCCCAAGGGGUCCCAAGCCACUUAGUGUCACAAGCAGUGCAUUAUGUCAAUAAAGAAGAGCUCUUCAACAGCCUGUCAGAGAUGUUUUCUGACCUAGAUCCUAGUGUGGUUUAUAUGGUCCUGUCUGAAUGUGAUUUCAAAGUAGAAAACGCUAUGGAUCAUCUGCUAGAGCUGUCCACCCAUGCCAAAGGGGAAGCAUCUUCAAAAACCUUGGGUUUUGAUUCAGCAUCAUCAUCAUUAGCUCUUGUUAAUCAGCAAAGAUCUGUUGCAAGUGAAAGAAUGUGGGAAAGUACUGCAGAACAAAGUAAUUCUGAAAAAGCAAUAGGAAAGGUGCUAUCACCUGAUGUGCAGCUGACUGAAGAACUAGAUUCCUUAAUAGAAAAUGCCUUUCAGAGUUACAGCUUGAGUGAUGAAUUGCCUGAUUCUGCAAAUGGCCAAAUAGUCCAAAUGAACCCUGUGGAACAUGAUGGCUUUAUUGAAUUUCCUGAGUGGGAAGAAUCUGACUCAGGUUCCAAUGUCCUACUUUUUCCACAGCAAGGAGAGACAAAUAAUGAGGUUUUAGAAAACUUCUGUAGUUCUCAGCCCCCAGUGAGUCACCUGAGCAUCCAGGCAAGUUCACCAGCUGCAUCAGACAAUUUUGCACAGAUGCCAGAAGGUUCUGAUUUGUCGGAAAUGCAUGUUCAACAUGAUGUAUCUUCAGAAGUAUAUAAACAAUCAAAUGGAGAAAUACCAUGUGAAAAUUCUGAUCAGACACAGGAUACUGUUUUGGAUCAAAGAAGUGUGUGUGCUGCUUCUGAUGAGUCCUCCCAAAGACCUCUGGAACUUGGAGUAGCUGUCACUGGAAAUCCUAAUUCAAGGUGCCUGGAACAGCAUGAAGAGGUAGUGACUGCCUUUAACAGUCAUCAGAACACUUCUCUUCCAGAGGCAUGUCUCUCUCCUGAAACAUCCAGUUUCAAAACACAAAACCCUGCAGAUUUUCAGCAGACUCAGCAGGGUUAUAACUUAAAUCUUUCUACACCAUCAUGUCAGUCUCACAAACACUGGAAUGUCAUGGCUCCUGCGUUUUAUCCAUCCAGUGGAAAUCACAGCUUUGUAGUUCCUGUGGCUCCCAGUCCAGGGCAAUGGAGACCUGUUUCGGACUAUAGGACUCUGGAAAAAGGACUUUUUCUUUCCUCCCCAGUGGUUUCAAAUGCCUGGGAUGGCAACCCUUCUCUGAAGGUAUGGGGAAAUCAAGAUAGAAACUCAAAAUUGAACCUCUCGCAAGCACAGCAGCCACGUGUUUGUCACAUGAUGAGAAAAAAGAUGCACCUUAUAGGUCAAGUACUUGUUCUUCUCAGAGGUGUUCCAGGAUCAGGAAAAUCAUAUUUGGCAAGGAAUUUGCUGGAGGAUAACCCAGAUGGAGUCAUUCUUAGUACUGAUGAUUACUUUUAUAAACAUGGACAAUACCAUUAUGAUCCUAAUUGCUUAGGGGAAGCUCAUGACUGGAACAGGAAACGAGCCAAAGAAGCAUUUGAAAUGGGAAUCUCUCCUAUAAUAAUAGACAACACAAACAUACAAGCAUGGGAGAUGAAGCCUUACGUAACUUUGGCUCAGCAGUUCAAAUACAAAGUAAUGUUCCGAGAACCAGAUACUUGGUGGAAGUUUAAACCAAAAGAACUUGAAAGGCGAAACAUUCACGGUAUAUCUAAAGAAAAGAUCAAAAGAAUGUUGGAGCGAUACGAACGCUGCCUUACUGUUAGAUCCAUACUGAAUUCUUCAGUCCCAGACAAAUCAGAAGCAGCUGGUUGGAGUGAAAAUCCUCAUCAGGAGGAAAGCCACAGAAAGAGAGAGGCCCAUUCUGAUAUAAAGGAAGAAGAACCUUUUGCUUCUGAUGUGAAGCCUCUUGAAUCAGCUGAAGUUGAUAAAACUUCUGGUAUUUCUGUAACCUUAGAAAGUAGCUGUGAUCCUGAACAUUUUCACAAAGAGGAAAAAGAAAUGGAAAAUAACUCAGUGAAACACAAUUCUGAGGACAGUACUGUUCAAGAUGACUUGGAUGUUUAUUCAUCAGAUUGCAUUGAAAAAGAACUGCCCUUGGAAAAGAAAGAAGAAAAGGGAGAAAAAAUAGAGAAAAAUACUGAAUCUGAAAUGGAUGAGGUUGAUGUGAUCACAACUGAAGAGACUGUGAAGUUGCUUACAGAAGUAGUUGAGGAACACAGUGAUAACAACAUUCUCGAAGUUCAAACUGCAGUUGAACAAUCAGGCAAAACAUGUACAGAGCCAGAAUCAACACAAAGUGGUGUCACAGGGGAACCAAGCAGUUCAGCUAUUGACACAUCAGGAAAAACAGAACUGCUAAACUUUCUGGGUGACUGGCCUGUAGAACAAACAAUGGGACAGAGAGUCAAAAGAUCUAGAAGACUAGAAAAAUCUCCUCUGAACUGUGAUAAGGAAGGCAAAACUCCCAGUCAGCAGCAUCCUGAGAUAGAUAAAGAGCAAGUGGGCCUGCCUGAGACAGGUGCUGUUGAGAAGGGACAGGAGGAAGAAAAUCUGGUCUCUGUUAGUUCAGACAGAGUUGCACCAGAACUGCAAAUGAUGGGACAUUGGCCUGUAUCACCCUCAUUGGAACAGAGACAACAAAGGUCAAGGAGAAUGAGAAAGACAGAUUUAAAUCAGUCUGAUGAAGGUAGAAAUGCUGAAGGUGACACGAGUAUAAAUGCUCCUGAGACUGUAGAGGUGCUUUGUGAGACACCUGUGGACACUGAGGAGCAACCAGAUAUAAAGAGUUUGCCUAUGCACCAAGAUGAAAUAGUGAAUAGUGAAACUGUAAGUGAGGAAAAAAACCAGCAAAAUAAGAGAACAAGGAAACAUCACAAAUUAGCCCUCACUUUUACAAACAACAGUUUGCCCCAUCCCAAAGAAGAGGACCGUUUGUCUAACCUUAAGGCAGCAGAAGAGAAACAGGAAACUUGCUUAUCUAGACAAAAAAGCAGUUAUUCACAGACUGAAUCACAGGACUUUGCUCUCCUGUGGAGAUUAGAAAAGAAAAUGCUUUACCCUGAGACUACCAAAGUAUUGCAUGGCAGACUAGAUGGUUUCAAACCUAAAGAUAUAGAUAAUGCCUCAGAGUCUCAGGAAAAAAUACCCUAUCGAGUUACGUAUGAUAAAAGUACGUUUGUGGAAGAAAGUGAACUUAUCAAUAUUGAUGACUCUGAAAAGCUAGAUACUCUGUGUAAGCUCUUUGAGGCUGUUUCAUUUGAAGCUCUGAAGGAUCUGUAUGAAAGAUGUAACAAAGACAUAGACUGGGCUACAGGUUUGCUGUUAGACUCUGAUGAAAAGUUAUGCAGAGCUGUUGAUACUGAAUGCUUUCAGGUAAGAGGAGCUGAGCCAGUUGUCACAGACCUUGAUUUCAAGGCAAGUACAAACUAUGAUGAGAAUCUCAAAGAGUGCGAACAAAUGUCACAAAUAAUUGGGGCUGGUGAUACCUCUGAGGCUUCAGAAGACAAGAACUCAUCACUUAGUGUUGCAGAAAACAGGGCUACCAAGGCAACUGUGACAGGUGCUGAUGUGUCUGAUUUGUUCACUGCUGCCUCACUGAAUGAUUCAGUGGAACUGAAAAAUUGUGGGGACACAGCCCCUAGAACUGCCACAGGCAGCUCAGCAGCAGGUGUCAUUGAGCUGUCUGUUUCAGGAGAGCAGAAGGUGGAGUCUGAAAGUCCUGUUGAAGAAAUUACAGAUAAGGCAUCACUUUCACAACUUGAUGCAGGUUUGUGUACACCCAUGACUUUGCCUCACGGUCCUAGCACGAAUUCUACCAGUUUGAAAUGUGAAUUAAAUAAUGAAAGUGACAGUAACCCUUCAGAAAGCAAUGCAAGGAAUGCCAGUGCCACUGCUUCGUUACUGGAAAUGGAUCAUGCACAUCUGGUCGGUCCUAGGAGUGAUAAAGAACUGGAGAUGGAUAAAGAAGCCCAGGAGAGUUCCAGGGAGGUAUGUGGGAAAGAAGAAACUGAAGCUCCAAGCUGGACUGCAGCUAAAGCCAAGAGACAAAGCCCUGCAUCAAAUUCAGCCUUCAGUAUAGAUUGCCUAGAACUAACACUACCACCUGAACUGGCACUCCAGCUGAAAGAGAUAUUUGGGCCUGUUGGCAUUGAUGCAGGAUCGCUAACUGUUGAGGAUUGUGUGGUUCAUAUUGAUCUGAAUUUGGCAAAAGAGAUUCAUGAAAAAUGGAAAGAAUCUAUUCUGAAACGUCAGAGGAGAGAUGAAUCGUGGAGGUUGUCUGCAGAAGGUCCUACUGUGAUUCAGCAGAUAGAUACAGAUGACUCAGAAAUGCUGUUGUCUCAGAAUGCAGACAGUAACAUACAGAAGAAAAAAAUGAGCUGGGCUUCAGGCUCAUCUAAUGACAUACAGUCAAAAAACCCAGCAACAUCAGACAUUUUUCCUUUUAUGGAUCACUGGAAUGCUCAGAUUCAGAAAGUUUCUCUCAGGCAAAUAAUUUCCGAAGAAAUAGCUAUGCAGCAGAAACAGGAUCUGAAUCGUGUUCCUUCUAAGGCUAGAAAAGACUGUGCUGCUAAGCUAAAGGAGAAGCAACUUUUUGAGAUGUUUCCAACUAUUAAUCAGAAUUUCUUAAUGGAUGUCUUCAAGGACAACAACUACUCUUUAGAGCAAACUGAACAGUUUCUGAACUGUGUUCUGGAGGCAGAUCCCGUAAAAACAGUUGUAGCUCAAGAAAGUGUUCAGCAAAGCGAUGUUGUUUCUUCCUACAGUGCUGCAAAGAACCGGGAGAAGAAGGCAAAAAAAAAUAAGGAAGAGGAUGAUGCUUUGAGUGAAGUAUUUCAAGACUUUGAGUAUCCACAGUAUGAUGAUUUAAGAGCAGAAGCUUUUUGUCACCAGCAAAAGAAACAGGAAUGUUUGAAAAAGGCUGGGGAGGCCUAUCGCAUGGGUAUGAAGCCUGUGGCAGCAUUUUAUGCACAUCAGAGUCACCUUCAUGAGCAGAAGAUGAAAGAAGCCAACCAUGCUGCUGCUGUGCAAAUCUUUGAGAGAGUAAAUUCUUCCUUGCUGCCUAUGAACGUGUUGGAUCUGCAUGGUCUCCACGUGGAUGAGGCUGUGAAUCAGUUGUCCAGAGUGCUGCAGGAAAAAAGUGAAGAGUACCAGCAGAGUGGGGGCAAACCCUAUCUCAGUGUCAUCACGGGAAGAGGAAGCCAUAGCCAGGGAGGAGUUGCUCGAAUCAGACCAGCAGCUAUCAGAUACCUCACAAGCCACAACUUCAGGUUCACAGAAAUAAAACCAGGCUGUCUGAAAGUAAUGCUGAAUUGAGGCAUUGUGGAGAAGAGGACUAUGGAAACUGAGGUGUCAGAUUACAGCUGGAUUACAUAAAAAAGCCUCAUGUUUUGAACAACUGCACUGGUAUUUUGUAAUCUGUUUUAAAGGAUGAUAUUUUAUUAGAAGUGGUCUCAAUUUGCAGCAAGUGGUUUUAUCAGUAUGUUUCCAAGAAAAAUUUUGUGUGGAAUGGAUCCUUUUUUAAACCU